AUGCUCAAUAUUCCAGCUGAUGCCCGAUGGGUACAAAAUGCAGUCACUGUUGCCGGGGGACAUGGACGAGGCAAUGACGCGAAUCAACUUCUUGGCCCUUUUGGUAUCUACGUUGAUGACGACCAAACAAUGGUCAUAGCUGAUGGCGGUAAUCAUCGUAUCAUACGAUGGAAGGUGGGUCAUGCAAAUGGAGAAGUGGUUGCUGGUGGCAAUGGCUCAGGAAUUGGACUUGAUCAAUUUUCUCGACCAAGCGAUGUGCUAAUCGACAGACAGACAAAUACUUAUAUUAUCUGCGAUUACGGAAAUCGUAGAGUCGUACGAUGGUCUCGUCGUAGUGGCACAACUCAAAGAGAAAUCCUCCUCGACAACAUUAGCUGUUUUGGAUUAGCUAUGGAUGCUGAUAAUAAUCUAUAUAUCUCUGACAUUCAAAAACAUGAAGUAAGGCGAUAUCAAAUAGGAAACAAGAAUGGAACUCUCGUGGCUGGGGGCAAUGGUUAUGGUGCUGGUCUCAAUCAACUCAACUAUCCUUACUACUUCUUUGUCGAUCAAGAACAGACUGUCUACGUGUCUGAUUUUGAAAAUAGUCGUGUGAUGAAAUGGAAUAAAGAUGCAACUGAAGGAAUUGUGGUCGCUGGUGGUCAAGGCGAAGGGAAUGCUUUGACACAAUUGAAUUGUCCUCAAGGAUUAUUCGUUGAUGCGUUGGGUACCCUCUAUGUGGCAGAGAGCAGGAAUAAUCGAGUGACACGUUGGCUAAAAGGAGCAAAAUAUGGCACUAUUAUUUUGGGUGGAAAUGAUGUAGGAAAAGAAGCUAAUCAGUUCCAUUGGCCCGUGGGUUUGUCCUUCGAUCGAAAUGGUAAUCUAUAUGUCGCUGAUCAUUACAAUCUUCGUGUUCAACAAUUUUCUAUAAAAUGUGCGAAUAAACAUGAUUCAUCUUUUUGUGUUCAGCAAUAA
Molecule: messenger RNA, 951 nt
Organism: Rotaria sp. Silwood1
Lineage: Eukaryota; Metazoa; Rotifera; Eurotatoria; Philodinida; Philodinidae
Source: the annotation of a GenBank genome assembly